UGGCCCGGAAGAGGCGGGCUUUCUGAGGCGGUUCGGCGGCGGCUGGCGGCGCAGGUUUUCAGAAUGGCUUCCUUGGUUGACAUGCCCCUGAAUUAUGAAAAGAUGUUUGCUCAUCGAUUCACAUCAGAUGAUGAAGAAUACCAAGAAUAUUUGAAACGCCCUGCAGAUCCCCCUCCUAUAGUUGAAGAAUGGAGAAACAGAUCUGGUGGCAAUCAGAGAAACAGAGAUCGGUUUCAAGAUGGUAGAUAUUUUAGAGGAGACAGAUACAACUGGCAAGGUGACUACAGAUCUAAUCAGAGGCCAGAAAGAAGUUGGGGUAAUAACUACCAGCAGCACAGACAAGGACAAUCGUACUCCUCCCACUACGGACAAUAUGGCUACAACUCCUACAAUCCAGGGCCUCGUUACCAUCCCUACUGAUGAUACUUGUGGUUUGAAAGUCCAGUAAUGCUACAUAACAAAUUCAGUUAGUCUUCAGUUUUCUUAUUUUUCCACAGUUUUAUAGGUAACUGAAGAAUAGAGCAUUACAGGCCAUUGCUGUUUAUCCAUAGUGUGAACUGAAGAAGGGAAUACCUUUUAUGAAUACUAAAAGUGUGCUAUACAGAGUUUGUUUAGAGUCUGUAGAUCUUAGAUUAAACUUCUAUCUCAUUCUUUUGUCUGAAUACAUACUAGUACACUUCUUUUAUUCCAUCACUGAGAUUUCUCUCUGUUACAUUUUAGAAAACACAAGAGGGCAGAGAAAAAUAGCUGUGGUUUGUGUGCAGCCUGUAGCAGUGGCACAUUGCCUUAAGAUAGUUCUUUUUGAAAGUGACAUACUGUGUCUUUCUCUGGAGAUAAUUUCUUAGUUUGGCUUUUGAUAGUGAGAAAAGCUCAGUUUGGUUUGAAUUUCCAAUGCUUUAAAACUGAGAAGAGAGAUGCUAUUACAGAAAUAUUUUAUGGGGUCAGCUUAGUGUCUGUUGACUCAAUGGCUUCAGUUUAUUUGCAGUAUUCUUCUUAAAACAUGGUCUAAAAGUUGGAAUAAAAAUUAAGUAGUUUAAAUAUGUAUCUUCUUACUGUAGUAGUUCAGUGAUACACAAGUUUUACCUGAGAAGUGAUAUCAGACUUAGAUUAAUUUGUAUCGUCUUAAAAUAAGUUUGGUAUGUGCAUAACGAAUUUUGGAAUUCCCAUUUCAGUAAAACUGUAAAAUUUUGAUGAUAAUUGUAAUUAGUUUGUGUGAAACACUUUGUGCAUGUUACAGAAGAAAGGAACCAUAAUCAGUACUGUUCUGUACUUUUUCUGCAUGAGAAAAUAGCAUAACCAGUGCAGAAUGUUACUCUUCUUAGAAUUUAAGUUCUGUGGUUUUUUUAAGUAUCCACACAAUAAAAGUAUAGUUGACACGUAAGGAUGUUUCUGAAUAUUUCUGAAACCUACUUUUGAAACAUUCAGAAUUGCAACAGUGUCAUCUAGGCUGACAGCUGCACAAGUAGCAGUACUAACAGAUAAGUGUUAAUAUUGGACAGCUGUUGGUUUAAGUUAGAAGAAUGGCCUACUCAGCUACAAUCAAGAGGAUGAGACACACUGUGAUUAAUUAGAAGUCUGGAGUGUUAAUCCACUAUCUUACAUUCUACUAUAAUAGGGUCAAAGUUCUCUAUUUCACCAUUUAAGUGAUAAGCUAAUUUGUAUCAGGAGAGCAGUGCAUUUCUUUGUACUUGACAUUUUCUUCAGUUGUUGUACAGAAACAGGGAACCAUCCAUGCUGACUAUGGUAAGAGUCGUGACAUUAUGUGAUAAGGAGUGCAAAUUAGUGCAUCUUCAUUUAAAAACAAAGAAUAAAUAUAAAAGUCAAAAGCACAGUCUCCCAGCUCAUAAGAUGCUUUAAGAGUAACAUACUUAAAGAGUAUGUUUACUGUUGAUCUCUGAAACACACACUCUGUGUAGCUUUUACAUAGUCUUUGAUACAGAAGCUGUGACACACGUGUCCCCACCUAACUGCUAAGUAUUUCUGUUCUCUGCUUUUUGUAUAAUAUUGUUAACUCUAUCUGAUAACAGUUUUUAAUAUCUUACUUCCUGAAGUAUUUGCCUUGAAUUCGGUUGUUUAACCUUAGAAGUCUUUUAGUGAGGGGUUUGUUUUUCCUUAAGGAGUUCUACUGGAUGAAAUGCACCCUUUUUAACCCUCAUUGAUAUGGUGGAGCCGUUACACUGGGGGAUGUAAGAUCACACAAAGUUCUUACCCAUGCACUAUGGAGAGCCUGCAAGUUGGUAUGGUGGAAUUCCCUUUUAAUGCAGAAUCACAUGCAAAUUGCCAGAUAUCCCAGACUCCCACCUCCAAGAAGGGAGUGCGUCUCUCUGCAAAGAGCCUGACACUGCCAGCUAUGCCAUGGAAGUCAGGCUGUGCCAGGAUGUUGUUCUUCCUUACCAUCUGGAGUAGCAUCUCAGGUUGAAAUAAAACCUGGCAAAAGGAACGGAUUCUGUCUCAUCUGUUGCUUUUCAUCAAGCCCAAUAACUAUUUUAUUUUUAAUGUCUUUCAGCUCAUGAAUAAAGAAUCUACGACAUUGUGACCAAACUGUAGAAGCAGAUAGAUUAGGAUGGCCUAAGUGGAAGUUAUGACUUAGAAUCACACAUUUCAUGAUCUUCAGCUCUCAUAGUCUGAGUUUCUCGACUGUGAGACCGGGAGAGACACAGGCCAGUGCAGCUUCCCAGUUUCUGUCUUUACAUUCUUGACUCCAUCUGUCUCACCAUUACAGCUCUCAAUUAAACGUUAACCUGUAUGAUGUACAAAACUUUUCCUUGGAACAAUUAUGGUAAGAAUCUAAUUUUUGGGAGGGAAUACAUUUCUAAAAAAAUGCAUGCCUUGCACUGGACAGAAAGGUAAACAGAAUUCAAUAUAUAUUACCUCGAGCAGUUUCCACUUAGAUGAAUUAGUAUUUAUG
Molecule: messenger RNA, 2908 nt
Organism: Gavia stellata (red-throated loon)
Lineage: Eukaryota; Metazoa; Chordata; Aves; Gaviiformes; Gaviidae
Gene: RAMAC
Product: RNA guanine-7 methyltransferase activating subunit
Exons: 3
Coding region: 64-420 (118 amino acids)
Biological process (GO): RNA 5'-cap (guanine-N7)-methylation
Molecular function (GO): RNA binding
Source: RefSeq, a predicted model, not a curated record